Molecule: messenger RNA, 1032 nt
Organism: Leptonychotes weddellii (Weddell seal)
Lineage: Eukaryota; Metazoa; Chordata; Mammalia; Carnivora; Phocidae
Product: olfactory receptor 2B2-like
Biological process (GO): G protein-coupled receptor signaling pathway
Cellular component (GO): membrane
Molecular function (GO): olfactory receptor activity; G protein-coupled receptor activity
Source: RefSeq, a predicted model, not a curated record
AUGAGCCAGGUGAAUGAGAGCGUCCCACAGGAGUUCACCCUCCUCGGUUUCUCAGACCGACCAUGGCUGGAGCUCCCACUCUUCGUGGUCUUCCUGGUUUCCUACAUCUUGACUAUCUUUGGCAAUCUGGCAAUAAUUCUUGUGUCUCAUCUGGACCCCAAACUCCAUACCCCCAUGUACUUUUUUCUUACCAAUCUGUCACUCCUGGACUACUACACCACAAGUAUGGUUCCCCAGAUGUUGGUAAAUUUAUCCAGCACCAGGGAAGUGAUUAGUUAUGGUGGCUGUGUGGCCCAGCUCUUCAUGUGUCUAGCCUUGGGGGCCACCGAAUGUCUUCUCUUGGCCGUCAUGUCCUUUGAUAGGUUUGUAGCUAUUUGUCGGCCUCUCCAUUACUCAGCUAUCAUGCACCAAAGGCUCUGCCUUCAGCUGGCAGCCGCAUCCUGGCUUAGUGGCUUUGGCAACUCAGUGCUGCAGUCCACCUGGACCCUUCAGAUGCCGCUCUGUGGCCAUCGAGAAGUAGAUCACUUCUUCUGUGAAGUCCCUGCUCUGCUCAAGUUGUCCUGUGUAGACACAACAGCAAACGAGGCUGAACUCUUCUUUAUCAGUGUGCUAUUUGUCUUAAUGCCCGUGAUACUCAUCCUUAUAUCUUAUGCUUUUAUUGUCCAAGCAGUGUUGAGAAUCCAGUCAGCUGACGGCCAGCGAAAGGCAUUCGGCACAUGUGGCUCCCAUCUGAUCGUGGUGUCACUCUUCUAUGGUAUAGCUAUCUCCAUGUACCUGCAACCACCAUCCCCUGCCUCCAAGGACCAGGGAAAGAUGGUGUCCCUCUUCUAUGGGAUCAUCGCACCCAUUCUGAACCCCCUUAUAUACACACUUAGAAACAAAGACGUAAAGGGAGCAUUUAAGAGGUUGAUUGUGAGGGUCUUCUUAUUCAAGAACAGGAAUGCCCAAAUGAUAGGCUUUCUUAAAGACCUGAGCUUUAUGCAUUUUAAUAAUUUAAUUGUCUCCACGUUACCUUAUUCUCACUACUCUUAG